AUGUUGCACAAGAGACCGACAACAUCGGCUCGUAGAAGGGGUCAGCAUGAGGCUAAUGUUGUUGAGGAUGACAUUGUUGAGAAUGAGGUUCCUGACGUUCCUCGGGAGGACGAGCAGGUCAUUGAUAACGAUGGUGGAGGAUUUCCUGGUGGGCCGUAUAAUACAUCUUUAUUGACGCAGUACCAGGAUCAUGUUGCACGCAUGAUAUGGGAUGGUCAGGAUCGAGUUGUGAAAGUGGUCUCCCAUAAUAAAAAAGUUAAGAAAUUAGGACGUCCUCACCCUGCUGUUGCACCUUUUGUGUUAGCUUCUGGAUUAUCGCCUUUGUGCGAUAUUUUAUAUGAAUAUAUCGAUCUUGGGUUAGUAUUGGGUUUCGUGGAGAAAUGGUAUCCCGAGACUAAUACUUUUCAUUUACCCAUUGGAGAGAUGACCAUCACUUUGGAUGACGUAUGGUCACUUCUCCAUCUUUCCAUCAGUGGAAACUUUUGCUCCACUGAAAAUCUGGAAUAUGAAGAUUCUGUUCAGAUUUUGACGACACUUCUUGGUGUUGACCGGGCCAUGGCAUGUGUGGAGCUGAAUCAAAGUCGGGGUGCACAGGUCCGACUGAGCUGGUUGAGAGACUUGUAUCACAGCUGUUGUGAAAACGAGCUAUGGGAGUUUGCUGCACGUGCAUAUCUUUUGCACCUUGUAGGGUGCACGAUAUUUGCUAACAAAAGCGUCACCUAUGUUCGUACACAUUAUCUCGAGCUAUUUAGAGAUCUCUCCACAUGUCGUACAUAUGGUUGGGGAGUUGCUGCUCUUGUCCACUUAUAUGAGCAGCUAGGAGAUGCCAGCUUUGCAAAUACAAAGCAAUUAGCUGGAUAUCUACCUCUUCUGCAGAUUCCGUUUCACAGAUUUAUGAAACGGAAUCUGUAUUCCAUUUCGCAUACAUUAUGA
Messenger RNA from Vigna unguiculata (cowpea), 933 nucleotides. NCBI's taxonomy places the organism in Eukaryota, Viridiplantae, Streptophyta, Magnoliopsida, Fabales, Fabaceae. The record is from RefSeq and is a predicted model, not a curated record.